Aspergillus ibericus CBS 121593 is the source of this 3130-nucleotide messenger RNA. RefSeq lists its product as uncharacterized. The record is from RefSeq and is a predicted model, not a curated record. NCBI's taxonomy places the organism in Eukaryota, Fungi, Ascomycota, Eurotiomycetes, Eurotiales, Aspergillaceae. The transcript has 2 exons. The coding region runs from base 375 to 2864 and encodes 829 amino acids.
CCGCUUGCGAUUAACUUCUCUACCCCAUACUAGAUAUCACUUUAUUUCGGGACUCGUCUUCACCGUCCGUCGUGAUCGGACACCGCACAUCCCUUCUUCGCUUCUAAUUAUAACCUUCUCCACGUCACGCUGCUGCUGCUGCUGCUGCUGCCCCGUGGCUUGGCGGGCAUCGCCAUCCUUGCUCCCACGUCAUCUCGUGAAACCACCCUUCUCGUUCUCCCGCGUCUUCCGCUCAACCUCGCAGCGCUUCGCCUCGACGCCCACUUUCUACCACCCUCUAGUCCAGAUCUUGGCAUGGGAUAUGCGGAUCGGGCGCUGACACCGACUGUCUAGUGAAUAUCUACGAUCCAGUCGAAACCAUUGGAUCCUGAGCAAUGGCGCGCCAGUUCCAGCCAUACGAGCCGGAGCUUCACAAGCUCUCAUCGGGCACCUCUGACAGCCCAAGCUCUCCUUAUCCACGCGGGGGUACUCCCCUCUCCUUCAAGCCAAAUGUGAACCGAGCGAAGACGAAACGUUGGGUUGAGGCCAAAAAGUAUUCCUACGAUGGGAACGACUGGGGCGAUGACGAGUAUGGCGAGUAUGAUGAUGAUGAGACUCCGCCGCUUCCACAACCUUCCGGCAUGAACCAAAGCACCGGAGAUAUCCUUAGCAUGUUCACCAGAGACGUGACUCGUCCGCCCCUCCCCUCAAUGGAUCGGUCGCGAUCCAUGGAUCAUGUGGGCACACUGAACGCGGCUGCUGCUGGAGCACAACGUACCAUGUCGAGUGAUCGCAUAACGGUCGAUCCUACCAACCGGACAGUCCCGAUUGUGCGCCCAGCUGAGAUCUACAACCGUAUGAGAGCGGGAAGCGCAGCAAGACAGCAAGCGUCCGAGGCCGGCUAUUUCGUGGAAAACCCAGGUGCAGCGCCACCAGCCGAGCCAGUGCCCCAGGAUAUGUCGUCCACCUCUCACGCGGAGCAACAGGGAGCGGCUCCUACCGGCGAUCGCAUUCUCCACCCGACCCUUGGUGCAGAGCGACCGUCCGAUAUCGAAAGCACGCCCGGCUCUUACACUGCUGAAGCAUCUGGAAAUACCCCUCCUAUAAUCAAAUUGCCCGAUAUGAAGCGCCUGUCUGGUUUUAACCCAGACCUGUCACUCGGGUUCGAUGCCACCGCCCAGGUAGAGCCGGAGGCCCAGCAACAUCAACUACAGCACAACCCUUCUCUAGGUUUCCGAUCGGUGGUUCAUCAAGCUUUCGAUGUGCCCGAGACGCCAAGCACUACCGUGGACAGCAUUGCUCGGUCCAAUAGCGAUAGCACGUCGGUCAUCAGCCCGAUCAUCGCACAGCGCAACCCAAGCGAGACCAAGACACCCACGAUUGUCGAGGAGCCCGAGAGCAUAUCGACCUCCAAAGAAGACCCCGAAAACAUGGUAUUCAAGCCUGGCCAUCGGCGCGAUCUGAGCCUCCCGAGUCCAAACAAUAGCCCUUCUAGGACCCCGGUCAUCAGGAGCGUCGAGGGAACUCCUCCGUCCGCCGUCGGCGAAAUGGAGACGGAAACGCCAUCGGACGCGCCUCAGAAUAUCCGCCCCACCUCACAAAAGGCCACCGUGCAACUGCCACAAGCUGGGAAGGACCUGCCUGCGCCGCUGAGCGUUGGUCUUGGGAACCCCGCCGCCGAGCCUACCAUUACCACCGGGGAUGGGGUUCCAGUGAUCAUUCCGUCGCCAAGUGCGGAAAACUCGCCGCAGGAUACCGAAAGUGACCGGCUGCGGAAGGAGAUCAUUCGUUCGUUGAGUCGGGAGAACACGCCGUCGGAGGAUCCUGAUUACGAAGACGAACCCCGGCCCGAAGCACCGCGGCAGGACAGCAGUCGUAUGCUGGACGAGUACGAGCGGUACUGGACUGAGGGCCCCAUCUCCACCUCUCAGGACAUUAAGCAGCCAGCUCCCGAAUACAGCAGUUCCUCAUCAACCUCUCAAGAUUCGCCCGCACCACCGGCCCCUCUAGUUGCCGGCUCAGGGCCUUCCCAGCAGACCUCGAAGCCCAAGCUGACCCGGCGGUUCUCGUGGGAAUCUUCGUCGUCAGGGGAACCUGUUCCCGAGCCGGGCGUUCAGUCGCCUCCUGCACCGAUGCCCGGGCAGUUUCCGGUUCCCACCGAGGAUGAGACCCCGCCGGCAGAGCCAACGCCUAAUCCCGAGCCUGUCAUCGAGGAUCGCAAAGAAAGCGAGCCGCCGUCCACGGAGAAGCCGAAGCUGACCAUCGUACCUCCCAUUCCGGACAAUCGCAGCAUUAUUUCCGAUGGGCACCUCCCUGAGGUUUACAACGCGGAGGCCAUUCCGGACUCGCACGCAGACGAGAGCAUCUCAGCCGACUCCGACCGGCGCGCGUCGCGAGUCAUGCUCACAGCCCCCGCCACGGUGGAGCCGACCUUGCUUGGGUUCCGGGAUAUCCUCGGGAUGAAGACGUCGGAGGAUCGUGUUCGAGCCUUCAACGAGACGCGGGCGAAGUUCGGGACGAUCGAUACGGGACUGAACCAAUGGAUCUCCUUCACGGUGCAUACGCACCCCGAGCACAACGACGUGGUGGAGAAGAGCACGAAGCUGACCAGCAGCGGGCCCAAGGCGCCGGUGUCGCGGGGCAAAUUCCCGAAGCUGGCGGCGCUGGGGAAGGCGGAUCUGACGCCGUCGGGGUCGGGCCACGUGCGACGGCCGUCGGCGCCGUUGGGGGCGAUGAUGAACAAGCAGCAAGUAGAGCAGCGGGGCAAAGAACUGCUGCAUACGGCCGGGGUCCUGGGGGGCCGCGCGGGCGAGGCAGCCAAGGGGUUCUUUGCGCGGGGGCGCAGUAAAUUGAAGGGUGGGGGGAAUGACAAGGUAGAUUCUUGAUUCUCUUUUCCGAUGAUGAUGAUGGGUGGCCUGACCGCGAGCGCCACGCUCGAAGUGAUUCCUGUUUGCGUUCUUUUGCUUGAUACCACGCUGUAAUUGGACAUAUCUCAGUGCUUCAGAAUGUGACAUGCAUGAUGUCGAUCGACUAGCCUGUUCUCCUUUUCGGUUUCUAUGAUUGCUUGCUGGGACUUUAUCGCCUCUAAUGCGGUGGUAUGUAGGGAUUCCAGGCAUUCCGCGGCUAUCGUCGCCCGGUGCCCCUGGCGGAG